Messenger RNA from Arabidopsis thaliana (thale cress), 646 nucleotides. RefSeq names its product proline-rich family protein. The record is from RefSeq and is marked reviewed. Lineage: Eukaryota; Viridiplantae; Streptophyta; Magnoliopsida; Brassicales; Brassicaceae. The transcript has 2 exons. The coding region runs from base 48 to 545 and encodes 165 amino acids.
ACAAAAGCUAACCAUCAAGCAUUCCAAUACCAAAACAUUGUUUAGCUAUGGCAAACCAAUACUUUAGGAUGGCUUUUCUUCUUUGCCUCUUCUUGUCUCUCUCUUAUCAAAGCAUACGAAUCGAGGCUAGGGAAGGCAAAGCAUGUAUAGGCAAUUGUUACGGAUCUUCUGCUCCUCCGGUGCCUCCUAACGCUUCUCUUUCGAUACCUCCUAACUCUUCUCCUUCGGUUAAACUUACGCCUCCUUACGCUUCUCCUUCGGUGAAACUUACGCCUCCUUACGCUUCCCCUUCGGUGAGACCUGCAGGGACAACUCCCAACGCUUCCCCUUCGGUGAAACUUACGCCUCCUUACGCUUCCCCUUCGAUGAGACCUGCAGGAACUCCCAACGCUUCCCCUUCGGUGAAACUUACGCCUCCUUACGCUUCUCCUUCGGUGAGACCCACAGGAACAACUCCGAAUGCUUCCCCUUCACUUACGCCUCCUAACCCUUCCCCUUCAGAGAAAUUUAUCCCUCCGAAUGCUUCCCCUUUUAUCCAUACAUGAAUAUUAUGUUCUGAACUAGAUGUAACCCUGAAAUCAAUAUGUUUUGUUAGAUAAUUACUUUAUAUUAAUAAAAAGGAUCAUAUCCCCGUUUUGGUUUGAAA